CAUAUACAACAAUGACCCAUACGUAUACUUGAAUAUACUACAAUAGAAAUUUCGUUAAGUUUCGUGUUUACUGUACAAUGCAAUUGCUGUCAAAAUAUCAAUUUCAUCUUGUCUUUUCACUUUUAUUCACUACUGUGUUUGGACAGAUAUAUGAAGAAGCAGUUCCAAGAAUUCGUAGAGUAAGUGGAGGAAGAACUGCAUCAGACAAAGAAAUUUCAUUUGCGAUAGCUUUAUUCCAUAAGAAUGCAUACAUUUGUACAUAUUCUUUGAUUACACUGCAAACUGCACUGGGUGCUGCUCAUUGCCUGAGGAAUACAAAAGUAGGUGACCUUCUUGGAACAAUAGGAAACGGAAAUAAAAUACUUGGGAAAAAAAUAUCAUUUAGCGCUAUGUACAAACAUCCAUUUUUCAAACCAUCGGGAUUUCACGAUAUUGCAACUUUAAUUUUACGGAAACCAAUUGAAAAACAACAAAUGCCUAACGUAUCACCAAUUGCUCUUCCAUUAACGGAUAGAGAAUUCGUAAAAGGAACGGCUACGGUUGCAGGAUGGGGUAGAACAGAUAGUGAAAAUGAGUCAGAUAUACUUCAGAUAGCGGAAGUUCAAUUAAUUGAUCCUGAUCCUUGGAUACACGUUUAUCCUCGUUUAGAUAAAUCCCAAAUUGCUGUUAUUGCUGAAGGGGUAAUUUUAUAUUCUGGAGAUUCAGGUGGACCUUUAAUUUAUGUAACAAAAGAAGGAUAUCAAGUUAUAAUUGGUGUUUCGAGUUACAGCCUUAGUAAUGCAACAAUUCCUCACAUAUUCUGUUCCACGGGAAAACAUCUUGAAUGGAUAAAAGUUUAUACUGUUGGAAAACUCACAUUUAGAGAUGUGUAAUAAAUUUCGAU
Molecule: messenger RNA, 883 nt
Organism: Centruroides sculpturatus (bark scorpion)
Lineage: Eukaryota; Metazoa; Arthropoda; Arachnida; Scorpiones; Buthidae
Product: serine protease 55-like
Exons: 7
Coding region: 78-872 (264 amino acids)
Biological process (GO): proteolysis
Molecular function (GO): serine-type endopeptidase activity
Source: RefSeq, a predicted model, not a curated record